Sphaeramia orbicularis (orbiculate cardinalfish) is the source of this 1449-nucleotide messenger RNA. RefSeq names its product trans-1,2-dihydrobenzene-1,2-diol dehydrogenase-like. Bases 69 to 1016 code for a protein of 315 amino acids. The record is from RefSeq and is a predicted model, not a curated record. The transcript has 6 exons. Gene Ontology annotation, molecular function: nucleotide binding. Lineage: Eukaryota; Metazoa; Chordata; Actinopteri; Kurtiformes; Apogonidae.
ACUCACUACAUCUUCAUUGUCAGACUGGAUGUUUUCCUCACAGUGAACAGAGCUGUUGUAACACUGGGAUGAAUGUGUGUGUUUUUCUGUCUUUCGUGCAGAUAGCAGUCAUUGCAUCAAGAAGCUUGGAGCGUGCCACAGAAUUUGCCAAGAAACAUGGUAUUCCUAAGGCUUACGGCAGCUAUGAGGAGCUGGCCAACGACCCUGACAUUGACAUUGUGUACCUGGGAGUGCUGCACACAGAGCAUUGGCGUGUCGGUCUGCUGUUCCUCAACGCUGGGAAAAAUGUACUGUGUGAGAAACCCUUUGCCAUGAACUCCAGACAGGUGCAAGACCUUGCUGCUGCAGCCAAGAGAAACAAUGUUUUCCUGAUGGAGGCCAUCUGGUCCCGCUGUUUUCCUGUGCAUGCUGAGGUGCGCCGGCUGCUGGCGGAGGAGGCGGUAGGGGAGGUGAAGCUGGUAAAGGCCUACUUUGGCUCCCCUCAGCUCCACAUUCCCCGCUCAGUGGAGAAGGAACUGGGAGGAGGCGCUCUGCUGGAUAUCGGAGUGUACUGUCUGCAAUUUGUGCUGAUGGUGUUCAAUGGAGAGAGGCCAGAGUCCAUCCAAGCUACGGGGGUGCUGCUUGACUCAGGAGUGGAUGAGUCUGUGGUCGUUACAAUGAAGUUCUCCGGAAACAGGAUGGCUUUCUGUGCCUUUUCAAUUGCCGCCCGUCUCCCAAAUGAUGCUGUCAUCGCUGGCACUAAGGGCUCCAUUAAAGUGCUCGGCCCCAUGCACUGCCCUACCACACUGGUGGUGAACGACAAGGAGACUGAGUAUCCUCUGCCCAAACCCUGCCUCCCUUUGAAUUUCACCAACAGCACUGGGCUUCGCUAUGAGGCAGAAGAAGUGAGGCAGUGUCUGCUUAAAGGACUUAAGGAGAGCCCACGGAUGCCUCUGGCAGACUCUGUCUUACUGACAGAGAUCAUGGAUGAAAUCAGAAAACAGGUGGGAGUUGUCUUCAGCCAGGACAGCCAAUGACAUCGCUCCAGAGCCAAGCUGUUUCACCUGACCUAAACUUACUCAGAUGGAACAGAGUGAGCUGCUCGGGGCAGCUUUUGGAUCUUUGGUAUAAGCAGAUCACUCAUGGCUCUGUGUGACAAAGCCUGAACAGACACACUGUCACUGAGGCAGCUGUGACUUGGAUGACAUUUGGAGCCGCCAUUGAAAAAAGAUAGCUAUAUUUGGUAAAUGAAUGGAAUAUGUAAAUCUGGGGAUAUAUUUAUCACUGUUUGUUUUCCAUGUAAUGAUCUGCAUGUGCCUAUUAAAACUACACAUAGCUGUUGUAUAGAAGAUUCAGCAUGUGAGUAACGUCUAUGAAAAAAUAGGUUGAAAAAACAUUAUUUUACACCUGAUAAUUCACAGUGUAAACACACAGUGGAACCCUGUUGUGUCACCGUCCUGUAAUCAAGUC